Molecule: messenger RNA, 4345 nt
Organism: Tachysurus vachellii
Lineage: Eukaryota; Metazoa; Chordata; Actinopteri; Siluriformes; Bagridae
Gene: slc16a13
Product: solute carrier family 16 member 13
Exons: 6
Coding region: 325-1803 (492 amino acids)
Biological process (GO): monocarboxylic acid transport; transmembrane transport
Molecular function (GO): monocarboxylic acid transmembrane transporter activity
Source: RefSeq, a predicted model, not a curated record
ACCGUUCUAAUGGUAACUUUAUCUUGCCCCAGCAUAUGUUUUUAUGGGGGGAAAAAAAUAAUUCAGCUCCACCUAUUUAGCCAUUAGAGAAUUUUUGUUUUUCAAAUUCACAUUUAAUUUAUUCCUUUGUUCACUAUGCCUUUGGGAAUGUUGCGGAUGAAUUGAGGGGGUCAGUACGUAGCACUGGUUAGUUAAUUCUACAAUUGGGACUUUUUUCUUCUGAAUUAAAAAGCUAUUCACCACCUACAAGUGAUUUGAUCAGUUUUGCGCUUUUAGUGACAGACUGGUCAACCUGAUGUUUGUGACUGACGUUUUUCAGAAGUGAUGGCUAUGCAGCAGGACAAAAAACACCAGCCAGAUGGGCAUGAGGAAGCCCCAGAUGGAGGUUGGGGCUGGGUGGUGGUUUUUGUACUCUUCAUGGUUUCAGCCUUAGUUUUUGGGCUCAUUCGCAGUCUGGGGGUUUUCUUUGUGGAGUUUGUGCAGUACUUUGAGGAAAGCGCUCAGGCUGUUUCCUGGAUAACUUCCAUAGGAGUGGCCAUGCAGCAGUUACUGAGUCCCGUAGGCACUGCUGCUUGUAAUGCAUAUGGGGCUCGUCCUGUUGUUAUGAUGGGAGGCUUUCUUUCUGGACUAGGAUUCAUUCUGGCUUCUCAGGCUACAACGCUCACACACCUCUACCUGACCAUGGGACUCAUUUCAGGGUCAGGCUGGGCUCUAGUCUUCACCCCUACAAUAGCCUCUGUGAUGCAGUAUUUCAGCACACGCCGUUCUCUAGCUAUGGGUCUUGGCUUCACAGGUGUUGGUUUAUCCUCCUUUGCAUUUUCUCCAUUUUUUCAAUACCUGGUACAGGUGUAUGGGUGGCGUGGAGCACUCCUGAUUCUCGGCGGUCUCAGCCUAAACAUUGUGGCCAGCGGUGCCCUUAUUCGACCACUCAGACCCAGUAAAGUUUUAGAAAAGAGUAAAAGUGACGGCUGUAUGCCUUUCAUUUCCCGUACCUCAGAGUAUUUUGAGCUGUCGCUGCUCAUGCACAGAGGCUUCCUCACCUACAGCUUGGCCGUCACAUGCUUCAAUGCUGGGUACUUUAUUCCAUAUGUCCACCUUGUGGCACACAGCCGCCUUGUGGGCUUCAGCGAAUUCCAGGCUGCAUUUGUCAUUUCCAGCACGGGUGUGACAGACAUUUUGGGGCGUGUAGUGUCUGGCUGGGUCUCAGAUUUGCCCUGUGUGCGCUCGCUCCACCUACUGACAAUAUGGACGGCCUUAGUGGGGCUGUUCCUCCUGCUGCUGCCCCUCUGCUCAAUGCAAGGGAACUAUGGUGGUCUGCUGGCAGUCAGCCUGGCAUAUGGCUUCUCUGCCGGUGCUAUGACCCCACUGGUGUUUUCGGUGGUGCCAGAGAUUGUGGGUAUGGAACGCAUGGUUGGUGCACUUGGACUCCUUCAGCUUAUUGAGAGCAUCGGAGGCCUCCUUGGAGCGCCACUGUCAGGCUGGUUAAGGGACAUCACAGGUUCUUACAUAUGGUCCUUUGUGCUAGCCAGUGGAUUUCUCCUUGCAGGUACCAUAAUAACAGUGCUUCUUCCCAAUUUCUGCUCCUGUACUGACCCCCCACCCCUAUCACCAAAGAGGAAGACCAAAAAUGAGUUCACAGAAGAUGAGUUACUCAAGAAGGUUUUAUCCUCAGACUCUACAGAGAAUAUUCAAAACACUGGCAGUAUAGAAACACUCCCAUCUCAGUACCACAUAGAACCUGGUUUGGACGUGGAAGGCACACCUGUAAGAGUAGACUGGACAAAAGAUGGGGCUACUUGCUGAUUGGAGCAGCAGUAUGAGCUUGCCACGGGAAUUAUAUUGACCAAGGAUACUGAUUUUAUGCUGCUUAUUCUUUUGCUGUCAAAACAAAAACUAAUUGUGACACAUUUAUAGUCAAAAACAGUCAGUAGCAGGUAAAUGUGCACUAGUCAGCAAGAACGUCAUCAAAAAUGUAUACCACCUUAGUUACAUAGGAAUAAUAAUCAAGCAAGAAAACUGCUCCAGUUUUAAGGGCAGACAGACUUGUCUUGGUGGAAACUUUAUAAUUCUUAUUUUUUGAAUUUAUUAAUUCUUAUUUUUUUCACAAUGAUCAUAGAAUCCACAAUAAACAUGGACCAAAUCACAUUUCCCCCAAAUUAUUGAUUUGCUGGCAGAUUAUUGGACAUAUCGCUGAACAUUUCUCACUAAACUGAUUUGUCCAGCCAGAGUCAGUCUGUAACACACAUGCCAUUGUUCUGUACAGCAAAAGAGUAGAUCAUGUGCCAACAUUUGUUCUGCAUUUGGAAAUGUUCUGCAUUUAAUGCACAGUAGACUCUGUUACAAAGAGAAAGACUGAAAUGCUACAGUACACCGGUGGUUCCACGAAGCAGGCCAGAGAUCAGCUGCAUGGGGCCUGUUCUUGUGUAGUAAUUGUGGUCACUGAGCUCCAUUAUGCACUUCAGCCUUUGAAGUUAUCUACUCACACAGAUAGAUGUGUUUUUUAUGUUAGUAUCUAUUUUGAAGAAGAAUUUGCAGCACUGCAUGUUUCAGUAGCUUGCUACCAGAGUAGACUGGACCAGCAUCAGGAAGACAUAUUUUUUCACAGCAUAAAAGACAAAUAUUUUUACACAGUGUAAUUGUUUAAUUCUGAAUGUCCUGUUCAGUACUCGCAGAAAUCACAUCUGAAUGUAUCAGCAUACAUUUGCACUAUAUUUUCAAACUGAAACCUUUUUAUUUGCUGUCAACUUGAAAAAAGAAAUGCUGCAUUUUUGGUCAGAACUUGAGGCAUGUAGACAUGCUGUGAAGAUGACCUUUACCCUGGCAUUAGCAGAGGCACGUUCAGGGGAGAGUCUAUAGCUGUGCAACUACAGAAUUUAUUUCUUCUUUCUAAUAAGACUUUGCAAAUUCCUAUUCUAUAAUAACAUGCAUUUUAUUACAUACACAUUAUGCUGAUUUACUUUAGGUUUUGUUUUGUAAAAUGAAAUAUUUCUAUCCUUUGGUCAGAUGGUGGAGUAUAUUUACUUUGCCUAAGAAGUACAUCAUGGUGUGUUGGAUUAUUGUUUGAGCUUUUUUACAUUACCCAGUUGGCUUGAUAAGAAAGACAUUUAACAUAGAAGUUUCAUGGCAUGAUGGUCUUUUAAGGACACUUAAAUUGUGGCAUUAUAGAAAUGUUCAAAGCUUUUUUUUCCAGUUAGGAGUAUUCUACAAAAACAGGAAAAAUACAAAAUAUAUGCUGAUGGUUUGGGUUAUAAAUAAGGUUUAAAUGUGCAUUUGGUUUAACCUGAACAAUUACAAUUACUUAAUCAUUAAACACUUCAAGAGUAUUAAUCAUUUUGACCACCUUAACAUCCCUUUGGACCACUGAUAUUGCUUAAAGAUGAACAGAUGAAGCUUUUUCUAGUUGGGCGUCUUAUUCAACCUUAUAAAAAACUUUGGUUAGAUACAUGAGUACACUUGUACAUAUUUAGCCAGACACACUUGUUACUGGUAUUUUACGUUAGUGGAUGAGAAAAGUCUGUAACUCAUUGAACAUUACUCCAGCUUCUCUGAAGUCACUGUGACAAAUCUGCUCAUCAAAUUAAUCAUUAAGUGUGCUGAAUGACCAAGCGAAGCUAAGCUGAUUAUAUUUCAGCAGUUAGUCUCAGAGUCCAUGCACAUUAUAUUUUACUAUCCUAUGUCUUACUAUUUAUUGUCUUACUAUUUAUUGUCCAUGAUUUAAAAAAGACAAGGUUAUUUAUAUAGUAUAAAGGGACUGGAUUCUAUCAGAUCAGAGUCCACUUCUGGUGUGCAUCCUAAGAACAUUUUAACGGUGUCAUUUCUUUUGCUUUGAGUAUUUAAUAAUGAACAUAUGAGCAAUAAUCCACUCCAUUGAUUAGCACAUACUGCAAAUCAGCACAUAUAGAAGCUGAGUAAAAUAAACAUGGCUGUAUCACGAACACAUACCGAAACCUCUGGCUUAAAAAAAUAAAUCAUAAACUUCUUCGAUGAUCACUGUUGCAAUGUGCAUGCUUGCUGCUAUUGUUAUAGCAGGAGUAUAUUUAAUUUGUUGUAAAUCCUUACUUUUUAGUAUUAUUCAGUAUAUUAUCAUUUGGAUUUGAAAGUUUUUCUGUGCAUUACUAGCUAAUGAAUUAGGAUUCAUUUGUUGUCUUUUUUUUUUUAAGAGUUUCAUUAAACAAACUUCAGAGAGCAUGGAAUUCAGUUGAUGUUUAAAAUAGCCGAGUGGUUUCAUCCCUGGCUGAUGAUGAUGUCAUGUGCUGCUGCUUUGGAUUAAUUUGUGUUUAUUUCUAAGAUCAUGACUACACUUGAUUACUGUUUUAAAAGUUUCAUAAAAGUUUCAUAAUUUAAA